This is a messenger RNA of Chlamydomonas reinhardtii, 4031 nucleotides long. RefSeq lists its product as uncharacterized. The transcript is spliced from 2 exons. The record is from RefSeq and is a predicted model, not a curated record. Bases 242 to 3106 code for a protein of 954 amino acids. Lineage: Eukaryota; Viridiplantae; Chlorophyta; Chlorophyceae; Chlamydomonadales; Chlamydomonadaceae.
CUUAACAACAUAAUACACAUAUUAAAAUAUGACGCGCCAACUAUCUAGGCCUGCUCAUCUUUGACCUGUACAACUUGACUAGUCAGCGCAAACACGCAAGCGCCCGGCAAGGAACAACUUCUACGACUGCAUCCUGCGCAUCCAGAUUAUCCAGUUGGCUGCGAGCGCUGCGUUGAGGCCAAGCUGCAAGCUUGCGAGGCCCGCCUAACACCAACUCCUGGCCAGCUUGGGACCUUGCUCCAUGAAUUCAGUCGCCUCGUGUGAGCUGCUGCGACAUAGUGCCGCCGCAUCGCCCUUUACCCCAGCCGCGGCCACCGCCGCGCACCUUCACGCCUGCAACAACGACUCCCCCGCUCGACCCAACUCCUCCGUCCCGACCGGCACCCCCACCUCCACCUCAGCCGCCUCCUCCUCCACCGGCAACGCCGCCUCAUCAUCUGUCUCCAGUGACGCCAGCGGGACCAGCGCCAACGCGCCUCGCCUGCGCCUCAAGCUCAAGCGGGCAUAUCAGCCGGCAGCAGGCGCCCCACCUCCCAUGGUCGACACCAUCAUCAUUCCCAUGCCGCCACCCCCGCAGCUCCCCCGCUUGGUUUCCUUGCUCCCAUCAGCGGCGGAUCUGACCGACUCGUCGCACUUUGACAACUCGGCGGCGGUCUUCGAGCAACCGCAACAGCAACAGCCGGCAGUCACGUCAGCCGACACGGGUCGUGUCGCCAAACCCGCCGCAACCGCAGCGCCCACGGGGGACCACGCCCGCCCGACAGCUGACCAGGCGGACACCGAGGCGGCCGCCAUCACGGCGGCGGUGCUUGCGGCGGCGGCGGCGGCGGCGGGCUCCGACUGCGUGCCGGGCGCACAGCAGCUGCAGCAGCUGCAAGCCCUUGCAGCAGCGGUGGAGUCCAUUUCGCCGGCGGCGCAGAGCGACUCCCACGCGCCCGAUAUGCCGUCGCCGCUGCUGCACCACCAACUGAUGUCGAGCGCUGCUGGUGCCGACGGCGGCGGCGGCAGCCGCAGCGGCCGCAGCAAGAUUCGCCGGGUCCCGUCAGGGAGCAUUGUAUCGGCCGCUGAGGCGCUGAUGCUUGUGCGUGGCGGCAGCGGCAACGCGUGCAGCGGCGGCGGCGGCGGCGGCGGCGGCGGCACCGCGCCAAGCGCCGCGCCCUGGCCUGCUGCCGCCGCCGCCACCGCUGUCACCACUGGCACUACCACCAGCGCACUGCCUGCGCCGCCGCCGGCGGCGCCACCAUCCCCCACCGCCGCCGUAGCAGCUUCUGCCGUCGUCAUUUCUGCCACCGGCGGUGCCACCGCCGCAUCGUCGUUGCCGCCGCCAUCCGCCGCCGACGCCGACGCCGACGCCACGGCAACUGGCGACACCCGCCUGCCGCCGCCACCGCUCCUGGUGCGCGCACUGCACCUGCUGCUCAAACUCAACCGCCAGGCGCAGCAGCAGUCGGCCCAACCGCCACCGGCUGCUGCUGCUGCCGCAGCUGCCGCGCCGCCGGCUGCUGCGGCCGUCGCGUCUCCGGACGUCGCUGCCACCGCGCCCCCGGCUGCUGCUGACACUACCGCCACCGCCGCGCCAAAGGUGCCUGCCGCAACCGCCCCUGCUCCUUCACCCGUGCCAGCCCCAACCGGGCCCCAGCACAAGCGGCAUCCGCCGCCACUCCCGCCGCCCAUGCCUGCCUCGGCCCCACGCGCCCGCCAAGCCAGCCAGGCCAACCCCAAGGGCGCCAUCAUCCCCACCGCAACGGCGGCCCCCGCCCCGCCGUCGCUCGAGGACCGCCUCCAGCGGGCCCUCGCGGCGGCCGGUGCAUCUGAGCUGGCGUCCUUCGUGUGCCAGGUGAAGUGUACCAUGCGCCAGGCGCAACGGGAGCAAGAGCAGCAGCAGCAGCAGCUGCAGCAGCCAGCUGCGGCUGCGGCUGCGGGAGUCAAGCCGGCGCGGCCGGUGCGGCGGCAGCGGUCGCAGUCGGCGCAGCUGCAGUCGGCACCGCAGACGCCGCCGGAGCCGGAGCCGGAGCCGCCGGUGCCGCGUCAGGGGCCGCGGCAGGGUCAGAAGCGGCAGCAGGGCUGGAACCGGCUGGCGGCAGAGCUCCUGCCUGCCGCCUCAGCCGCCGCCGCCGCCGCCGCUGCCGCUGCCGCCGCCGGCUUACCGGCCUCCACGCCGGUUCCGCAGCCCGAAGUGAUCGAGAUAAAGGACGAGAUGGACGAGAUGGAGGCCGCGUCGAUGGGGCCGGUGAACUCGGCUACGGCCGCCGCCGCCGCCGCCGCCACUGCCGUUGCCGGCAGCCCAGCGCGUUCUCGUGGCAGUGGCAGCCGCAGCCUGGGCCCUGACGCCGACGCCGAUGCGGAGACAAACGGCGGCACGCGCGCGGCGAAGCGCCUGCGUGAGAGCAGCGCCGCCGAGCCCGCGGUGGCGGCAACGGCACCACCGCAGCCGGAUCCUCUGCCAGCCGCGCCGCCGGCACCAGCCCCGCUGCAACUGCUGCCGCUGCCGCUGCCGCCGCAGACUCCCGGCUACGCCGGCGCCGCGCCGGCGCCCGCACCGCCGCCGCCUGCCGCCGCCGCCGGCAGCUACACCUCCACUCCCUCGGACGUGGCACAGCAGCGGCCGCGCUUUCCAGCAGCGUACGGCUCGGCCCUGCCCCCUCUGCCGCCGCCUCCGCCGCCUCCGCCGCUGCAGGCACCGCAGACGCAGCCGCAGCCACCGUCUGCGCCUGCUGGCCCCCCGGCGAGCCCCGGUGGACCCAUCAGCUUCGUCCCAUACCGCCCGGCGCCUGCUCCCUCUGCCGGUUGCGGCGGCGCCGCCGCGCCCGCCUGCUCCGCGCCCCCCAGCCCCGCCGCGGCUGCCGCUGCCGCCGCGCCCCUGUUUGCCGCGCUGCGUCACCGCGUAUCGGCUCUGGAGUGGGAGGUGCGGCAGCGUGACGGCCAACUGAAGGAGGCCGCACACGCAGCCGAGGUGGCGGCGCUGCGACUGCGGCUGGCGGAGCAGCAGUCUGAGAUGGAGCGGCGUGAGGUGGAGCGGCUUCGAAACGAGCUGCGCCUGCUGCAGGAGCAGCGACAGCAACAGCAAUACCAGCAGCAGCAGCCGCAACAGCAGAUGGCGCAGUAGCUGCACCGGCGGCGGCACCGGCACAGACGGUUACGCAGCAGUUAAGGCCAGGCGCCUGGUCAGAUGCGGCGGUGGGGUCAUAAGGAGGGCGCGGCAUGAGUAGGGGGGGCACGAAUUUCUCUGUGGCUGUGUCUCUGGCUGUGGGCCUGAUGGAGAGCAAGUGAGCAUGGCUCCGACAAGUGACAAACGAAUGCGGAACAUCAAAAGCGUGUGGACGGAUACAGCAUAAGUCCCUGACUACCUUCGCGGACUUCCCUGACUGUCUUCGCGGACUUACUGUGCCAUUUCUUGACGGUGCAGAGCAGGGGCGCCCUGUCCUGCACGGAUAUCGUAGUCUGAGGCUUGAGUUGGCUUGAACCAUAAGGAGUGGGUAGUAAUGGGUCAAGAGGGAGUGGUUUUGAUGGAGUGGGUUGAGAAGGACUUGGGACUCAAGUACAAGCGUGCCCCGCUUGACCAAUUUUACGUGGAAGCAUCAUACUUCCGUCAUUUAGUAUGAAAUGGACAAGGGCCAGGGAAGGUGGGACUGUUGAGAAUACGGUGAGGUUGUACAGGAGGUGGCCAUGGCAUUGCGUGCAGACCUCAUUGCACGGGUUACACAACAGCAUGUGGGGUAACGUGGCUGCGGUGCACGCCGUGGGACCGUCCUGUGGCCCUGUCGCCACUUGGCCCUUUAUCCGGUGUGAUGGGUGUGAAUGCGUAAUGGAAAGGGCAGGCUGGCUGAGUCCGAAUGUUGUGGCGCGGGUGUAUGUGCCAAUUCAAGCAGUCGUGUUUCCGUAUGUGGGUGUGAGAAGUGGUGGCGGGGCUGGUGUGCUGCAGAGAGGGGCUGUUGGUCCAGGUUUGUCCUAGCCUCCUAGGUACUCCCCAGGCCGCCGGCAUGGGGCCUGUAACACACACAAGCAAGCAGCAAAUGCGGAUCCUAUUAUCC